AUGAGACAACGACAGUUUUGUAUUGCUUCUCCAUGUAGGAAGUUUGUUGCCACUACCAAAUCAAACAAUGCAUUAGAAAUUCAAAACGUAGACAAGACUAUACUAAACACAUUUAACAUCCAAAAUAUUGUUGCUAACUAUCUUAAAACACAAACAAGGAAUACAUUCGUUGAUAUAAAACAAGUUGAAUGGGAACAUAUACUACCAAACAGUUCUAGUAAACUCAUAGCAGUUGUUGUGGAUAACCAUGCAUUGGUAGUCAUUAUCGAUAUCACAGACACGGUCAGUCCUUCUAUUAUUAUACGACAAACAAAACAUGAUGGCAUUGAGAAGUGCCAAUGGAUACCCCCACCUUCAGAUAUACAACAAACUAACGAAGGAGCAUAUUCCAAUUCAAGACAAAUCGCUGUCUUCACCAAACAUAGAUUAAGUUUGAAGGUCUACUCCCUAGAUUGCACUCAUAUCUUAUUCACCAUUGAAAAACCAGUAAUAGAUCACAUAAUAAUUCGACCAAAUAAAGAUUAUAGAUUUUGGUCAAUACUCGGCAACACAAGGGAAUAUAAUUCCGCACCUAUAUUAUACCACUUCUACAACCAAGGCUCAAUAAGUGUGUUGAUACAUAAAAUUAGACUCUCUCAUCCAUACAUUACCCCCCCACACAUUACUUGGUCUGAGUCGGGUAAUUGGAUUAGUGUAUUUAAUGACGAUGAAACUUUAUUUGGGUAUCAUUUAAUGGUAUACUCCUUCUUAGGUAUAACAGAACCCAAGAGAGUCCGCCCAAUUAUUGAUGUUGAAUUCUCGACUGAAGGAUUUGAAUAUAGAGAUAACUCCCCAGCUGAAAUGAGCCCAGUUAAAUUCACUCAUAAUUGGUUGUCAACUAAUGAAUCUGAAUAUUUUUUAAUUUCAAGAAUAAUUGAUGCAAAUAUUAAAGUUCAGAUCGUUGCCAUGAAGUUGUUAAGAGUAGUUAAGGAUGUGACUUUAGAAAUUCCUCAAUUAAUUCAAGGCUGGAAACAAGAAGAGAACCGCAUACAUUUUGGUCAAGUUGCGCUACCAACCAAGCAUACUAUCACACAAGUUAUUAUUGAAAAUUAUAAGGCAUUUUUCAUAUUGAAUAGCUCAGUGAUACUUUAUUAUGAAGUGGUAUACAAGGAAGAUCAAUUCGAGUUUGAUUUGAAAACAGUAAUCACGACAAUUGAACCUAUUAUUGAUGUUAUGAUUAGAGAGGACAAAAUAGUUAUAUGUACCAAUCUGCAAGUAUUAUUAUACGACAUGACGAAGAGCAAUCUUGAAUCAAUAUUUAAGUCAUUCACCAAAAUAUCAAGAAUUAGUUAUGAGAAGGAACUCAUUGUAUUUUAUGACCAGUUGGUACAUUGGCAAGUUAUUGAAGGAAAGAACAAUGAAGCAUUAGUGUUAAAGAAGAGAAAUUUGUUGAGUGCAGCUUUGGCUGAUGACAGUACAAUUACGGACACAUUUAAUCUUAAGAAGAGAGUCAAACGAUCUUAA
Messenger RNA from Spathaspora passalidarum NRRL Y-27907, 1503 nucleotides. RefSeq lists its product as uncharacterized. NCBI's taxonomy places the organism in Eukaryota, Fungi, Ascomycota, Pichiomycetes, Serinales, Debaryomycetaceae. The transcript has a single exon. Bases 1 to 1503 code for a protein of 500 amino acids. The record is from RefSeq and is a predicted model, not a curated record.